GUGACGCCCGGGAGCGCGAGGACGCGGGAUUUGGAGAGUGCGCAGUGGGUGCGUCAGCGGCGACCCUUCGGCCUUAUUUAGGGAGGGGGCGACGCUGAGAUGGGGGCGCCGGCGGCGGAAGCGGAUCGCACUCUGUUUGUGGGCAACCUAGAAACGAAAGUGACAGAGGAGCUCCUUUUCGAGCUUUUCCACCAGGCUGGACCAGUAAUAAAAGUGAAAAUUCCAAAAGAUAAGGAUGGUAAACCAAAGCAGUUUGCAUUUGUGAAUUUCAAACAUGAAGUAUCUGUUCCUUAUGCAAUGAACCUACUUAAUGGGAUCAAACUUUUUGGAAGGCCCAUCAAAAUUCAGUUUAGAUCAGGAAGUAGCCACAUGUCACAGGAUGUUAGUUUGUCAUAUUCCCAGCAUCAUGUUGGAAAUUCAAGUCCUACCUCCACAUCUCCUGGCAGAUAUGAAAGGACUGUGGAUAACAUGUCUCCAUCAUCACAGAUAAUUCAGAGAUCUUUCUCUUCUCCAGAAAACUUUCAGAGACAAGCAGUGAUGAACAAUGUUUUGAGACAGAGGUCGUAUGGUGGGAAAUUUGGUUCUCCACAUCUUGAUCAAUCAGGAUUUUCCCCGUCCGUUCAGUCACAUAACCAUAGUUUUAACCAGUCUUCAAGCUCCCAGUGGCGUCAAGAUCCACCAUCAGCACAGCGGAAAGGCAGACAUGCUUACCCCCAGACAGCAGACCGACAUCACAACCGUGAGCAGCGUUACAGUGACCAUGGGUCUGACCAUCACUACAGAGGAAACAGAGACGACUUCUUCUAUGAAGACAGGAAUCACGACGGCUGGAGCCACGACCAUGACAACAGGAGAGACAGCGGCAGAGCUAGGAAAUGGCACUCCUCUCGGAACUGACGCGGGCCCGCGGCUCUGCGGUGGGCUCCUCCCAGGCCCGCUGACUGAGGGGCCCGGGGUGUUCUGUUAAAGCUGUAGAGAACAGUUUUACAAGUUGCCACAUUUCUUUGUGAAAAAUUUAAAAACCUGUAUCUAUAGUUAGAGAAAUGAGAAGAAUUGUGGUGCUAGUUUUUACAUUAAUAACCUUUCACCUCAGGGUUUCAUGACGAGGAAAGGGUUUUAUGCAAAAGAAAGUGCCACAAUUCCUGAUUGUUUCGGACAUUGAGGAAGGGAUGUAUUAUAUGGACUUGUUGUAUUAUAAAGCAACUAUUUUAAUGAUCUGCUACCUAUUGUAUUACAAGAACCUGCUUAUUAGUGAAUCACAUUUUGUGUAUUAAUAGAAAGCAUUCAAGUUGGUAGUCUAAAAUACAGUAGUAUUUUGUUAAUGAGUAAGAAAAUGUAAUUUCAGUGAUUCAUUUUACUAAUAUUUGAGAAAGUUUAUUGGUAAAAUUUGGGGAUAAAUCAUAUUGUUUAACUACAUAGAGAACAUAAGUGUAAGUUCUGUGACAUGCCCUUUGAGUUUUACCCUGAUCGGACAUCCAAGUGUAAAUCUACACUUGCUAUUUCAUUCUAAAAUGUUAGAAUUUUCUCAUUAAAUCAUGUUUGACUGAAUAACUGAAGUCACUCAGGAAGUUAAAUAUCUCUAAAUGUAUUUUUUUUUUUUUAAUAUUAAAAAUACAGCGUUAGUGUAAAUCCCCCUUUCCUGGAACGCACAGUCAGAUAAAAUGGUUUAUUGAAAGUAUACGUGUUUGGGAAAGGUUCACAAAAUCUUUAAAUGCUGCCUCGAUUACUCAGACUUUAAAAAUGUACAGUUUUCAAAGUGCCCAGGGCAUGUGGGCAAGGACAUAUUUUGUUAUGGGGAUUGCACAUGUUGUCUUUUUGUUUGAACAUUUGAAAGAGUUAAGUCUUAAAUACUUUCUGAUUUAAAAUUUUAAAAAUCUUGUUUAACAAAACAUUUAUGUAUCGACAAUGUUUUCCUUUCGUUGUAGAAUUUGUUUAUGCAGAUUCAUUCCUUGAUAUAUUUGGAUCCUUUUUAAUAACUACAGCAUUUGUACUGUUACUUUUUAAUAUAUUGAAAACAUAUAAAUGAGUAUGUGUCUUCUUUUUAA
Molossus molossus (Pallas's mastiff bat) is the source of this 2045-nucleotide messenger RNA. It is a transcript of the gene RBM7, whose product is annotated as RNA binding motif protein 7. Gene Ontology annotation, molecular function: single-stranded RNA binding. Gene Ontology annotation, cellular component: nucleus. Gene Ontology annotation, biological process: regulation of alternative mRNA splicing, via spliceosome. NCBI's taxonomy places the organism in Eukaryota, Metazoa, Chordata, Mammalia, Chiroptera, Molossidae. The transcript has 5 exons. The record is from RefSeq and is a predicted model, not a curated record. The coding region runs from base 100 to 897 and encodes 265 amino acids.